AUGGAACUAUUAUGCAAUAAAUUGAGUUUCUUAAGAAAAUUUUACAAUUUUAGAAUAUUAGAAAAAUUUCAGAAAAUUCAUGUAUUUUUAGGAAGUUCUCCUAAAUUUGAGAAGAAAAAUGGAAUUUUAUUUAUUAUUAAAAAAGAUAAUAAUUACGAGAUAAGCAAAUCUCUUGAUUUAUUUUUAAAUGAAAUAAGUAAAGAAAAAGAAUUCGGAAACUAUGAAACUUAUCUUAAAAUGCUAUAUAUGUGUAUAGAGACAAAUGAUAAAUAUGUUGACGAACGUAUGCUUACUAUAGAAAAAGAAAUAAAUAUAUAUUUUUUAAAAAGAUAUUUUUUUUUUCAUAAUAAUGGAAUAAGUUAUAUUAACAUUUUUAUAAACAAUUAUUUAAUAACUAAUAUUCUAUACAAUAAUUAUCUCCAUUUUAAUAUAUUAAAAGAAGUGAAUAUAGAUUUUAAUACUAUAAAUGGUUGUUUCCAAUUCAACCCUUAUAAAUUAAGCGUAGAUAACAUACGCAAAGAAAACAUUAAUAAAAAAAAAUUACAUUAUAUAAGUUUAAGAUCAAAUAUGAUAUUUGAUGAGAAUAUAUUUGAUAUAAAUAGUUUCUUAAAAAAUAGAAUUAAAGCGAAAAGAAUAAAUACUCCUUAUAUAUAUGACUUUAUAGAAAUUUUUAAGGCUUCCAUAUUUAAUAAUGCAUAUUAUUUUAAUUUUUUAGCUUUUAAACAAAUAUGUAACAUUUCAAAUACGAAAAAUAUUGACUUUAUAAGAAAAAACAAAAUAUCUUUUAUAAAUUAUGACUUAAAUAAAUGUCACAGAAAUAUUAAUGAAAAAGAAAAUUUAUUUCAUCUAUUAAAUGAAAACGAAAUGAAUGAUUCUUUAUUUCAUUUAAAUUUAAAUGCUAAUCCUCUUGAAUAUAAUAGUGAAGAUAUAAAAAGAGAAAUUUUAGUUGUAGAUUCCUCUAAUGCAAAUGUUAAAAAGAUUGUUAAUUGUGAGGAGGAAAAUAACUUAAAAGAUAAUGCAAUUAGAACAUCAGAAGUAUGUCAGUUCAAUAAUACAAAUAGUGCUUUUUUUGAUUAUAAUAUAAAAAGCAGUAAGUAUAAUAUUGAAGAUAGAAAUUUAAAUAAGAAUAAUAAUAAUAAUAAUAAUAUCUCUAAUAACCAGAUACAUAAUAGUUAUAAUAUUUUAAGUAAUUAUAAUGGCAAUUAUGAUUUAAGUAGUACUAUUGUUUUAAAUGAAUACAACAAAAUAGAAAAUAGAAAUGAAAGUGUUAAUGCAUUUUUGUUUUUUAUAAAAACAAAACUAUACUCAGAAGGAAGAAAAUUUAUUAUUUUAAUUGAUAAUGUAAUUGUAAGAGGUGGUUCAUACGGCUAUGAAGAACUUAAUCUUUUAAAAAAUAUUUUUGAUUUAAUUAUUAUAUAUAAAAUUCCCCUCAUUUAUAUAGCUAAUAAUUCAGGAGCUGAAAUAAAAAUACUAGAUAUUCUAAAAAAUAAUAUAAAAGUAAAAUGGAUAAACGAAGAAAAAAAAAAUGAGGGAAUAGAAUACUUUUAUGUAGAGGAAGAUGGUUAUGAAAAAAUAAAAAAUGAUAUUGUUUUUGAAAAAAUAAUUGAAAAUAAUAAGAAAAAAUAUAUUAUAAGAAGUAUACUAGGAAAGAACAAUGAAUAUGGUUCUACCAAUUUAAAACUAUGUAGUAAUUUAAUUAAAAAAAUCAUACUAGCUAGCGAAAAUUCUGUUUUAAUUUCUUAUGUUAGUAGUAGAUGUGUGGGAUUUUGUACAUUGCUUUUAACUAUUUGUAAAAGAAUUAUUCAAAAGAAAAACUCGACAAUUUUAUUAUUAAGUAGUCAUAUGAUAAAUAUUAUUACAAAAAAAUACACAAAUUUUAACAAAAGAAAUAAAUAUGAAAAAGAGAACCUAUUAAUUGGUGGUGAUAAAAUAAUGGAAAAAAUUAACUUUUCGAAAAUGAUUGUAGGUAAUGAUUAUGAUGGAAUAACAAAUAUUUUAUCUUGGAUAAAUUACACAAAAGAUUUAAACAAAGAGUUUAGUAAACAAAAUUAUAUGGAUAAUAAUAUUCAUAAUGAUAACGUAAAUAGAAGAGUUAAAGAUUUAUUUUCAUCUGAUGGUAUUUUUGAUAAAAAUUCUAUCACUUUUUUUUAUAAUGAAAAUCUUAAAAUAGGAAGAUCCACAUUAGGAGGUAUUCCUGUGUCAUUUAUAAGUGUAGUGCAAAGUAAUAAAAAAAGUAAAAAAAAAAAAAAAUUAAAAAUUAAUAAUUUCUCUAGUAUAAACAAUAUAAAUCCAUUGGAAAAUGAUACUGUGCAACAAAGAGAUGUCGAUUUAAAUAUGAAGAGAAAAAAAGCAUAUUUCAAUAAAGAAAACAUGACAAAAAUAUCAAAACAUUUAUAUAAAUAUGACAAUAUAUUAAGAGUGUUAAUAAAGAAAGAAAAAAAAAUGGUUAUGUAUAUAUUAAGAAAAAAAAUUAAAAAAAAAAAAAAAAAUUUUUUUAAGGAAAAAGAUAAUAAUAACAAUGUAAAAUUGUUAAAUAGUAAGGAAGCAAAAAUAAUAGCAGCAUUUUUAGAUGAAAUAAAAGAAGAAAAUAUACCUAUUUUCUUAUUAUUAGAUUUAAAUGGAAUUGAUACAAGAAAAAAUGAAGUUGAAAAUGAUAUUUUAUCAAGUUGUAUAACUAUAGUAAAAAAUAUAAUGAAUUUUCGUAAUAUCAUUUAUAUUUAUAUAAUAAACAAUAAAGAAAAUUCAUUUUUAAGAGGAGCUGCAUAUGUUUUGUUUGAAAAAUCAUUAAAUAAAAACAUUGAGAUUUAUUGUACUAGCAAGAGUGAAAGUAGUAUAAUAAGUGAUGAAUGUAUUUGUGAACUAAAAUAUAAUAAAAAAGAUGUAACAGAUUAUAUGAUUAAUAACGAUGUCAUGAUAAUUAAUCUUCUAAAUAAAAAAAAAGAAACUAUUGAUAAUAAUCAAAUUAUUAAGAUAAAUAAAAAAAUUGAAGAAUUAAAAAAAAAAAAUUUUCCUUUUUAUCUAAAAGCAUUUUAUAAAUUUAUAAAUUUACACCAUAAUUCUAUUGGCUUAAAAACUAAAAUGUUAGUUGAUGAUAUAGUCGAAGUAGAAAAUUCUCGUUCUUUUUUUUAUAAUAAAUUAGUGAAUAAAUUAAAAAUUGUUUAA
This is a messenger RNA of Plasmodium relictum, 3162 nucleotides long. RefSeq names its product acetyl-CoA carboxylase, putative. Gene Ontology annotation, molecular function: acetyl-CoA carboxylase activity. Bases 1 to 3162 code for a protein of 1053 amino acids. The record is from RefSeq and is a predicted model, not a curated record. NCBI's taxonomy places the organism in Eukaryota, Apicomplexa, Aconoidasida, Haemosporida, Plasmodiidae. The transcript has a single exon.